Chaetomium globosum CBS 148.51 is the source of this 852-nucleotide messenger RNA. RefSeq lists its product as uncharacterized. The record is from RefSeq and is a predicted model, not a curated record. Bases 1 to 852 code for a protein of 283 amino acids. Gene Ontology annotation, cellular component: cytosol. NCBI's taxonomy places the organism in Eukaryota, Fungi, Ascomycota, Sordariomycetes, Sordariales, Chaetomiaceae. The transcript is spliced from 2 exons.
AUGUCUCCCCUCAUCGCCCAGUCACCCACGCCGCGCGUGAUCCUCGGUCUGAUGACGUUUGGCCCGGACGAGUCCACCGGCGCCCGCAUCACCGACGUCGGCGAGUUCGGCAAGGUGCUGGACCUGUUCCAGUCCCGCGGCUACAACGAGGUCGACACCGCCCGCAUGUACGUCGGCGGAAAGCAGGAGGCCUUUACGCGCGAGGCCGGAUGGAAGGACCGCGGCCUGACCCUGGCCACCAAGGUCAUGUACCCGGGGGUGCCGGGCGCCAACACCUAUGACAAGGUGCUGCAGUCGGUCGACACCAGCCUGAAGGAUCUGGGGACCGACUGUGUCGACAUUCUCUACCUCCACGCGGCGGACCGCGCAACCCCCUUCGCCGACACCCUCCGCGCCAUCAACGACCUCCACGUCGCCGGCAAAUUUGUGCGCUUCGGCGUCUCCAACCUCACCGCCUUCGAGCUGGCCGAGGUCGUGCUCACCUGCGCCCACCACGGCUGGGUGCGCCCGACGGUCUACCAGGCCAUGUACAACGCCAUCACGCGCAGCAUCGAGCCCGAGCUGGUGCCCGCCUGCCGCCGUUAUGGUUUGGAUCUGGUGGUGUAUAACCCGCUGGCGGGGGGGUUGUUUUCCGGGAAGAUUAAAUCGCGGGAUUUGGUGCCCGACGAGGGGAGGUACAGUGAUAAUGCCGUGUCGGGGAAGAUGUAUCGGGAGCGGUAUUUUAGGGAUACGACGUUUCGGGCGCUGAGGGUGGUGGAGGGGGCGGUGGAGAAGGCGGGGUUGAGCAUGAUUGAGGACGGCGUUGAGGUGGGUGGUGCAUCACUCGGCGUUGAGGGUGAGGGAUGGGAAUGA